Papilio xuthus (Asian swallowtail) is the source of this 510-nucleotide messenger RNA. Its product is annotated as chorion class B protein M3A5-like. Bases 1 to 510 code for a protein of 169 amino acids. Gene Ontology annotation, biological process: multicellular organism development; chorion-containing eggshell formation. The transcript has a single exon. Gene Ontology annotation, molecular function: structural constituent of egg chorion. The record is from RefSeq and is a predicted model, not a curated record. NCBI's taxonomy places the organism in Eukaryota, Metazoa, Arthropoda, Insecta, Lepidoptera, Papilionidae. Gene Ontology annotation, cellular component: egg chorion.
AUGGGUUGGGCAGGACCAGGAUUUGGCUGCGGAGCUCCCUAUGGUGCCCCCUACGGCCCGGGACCUAUGAUCGCCCCUGAAUUUACACCUUUAGGACCAGCUACUCUACCUUCAUCUAACGGUGGUGGUUUUAUGGUAUCGAGUAUAUCUCCCAUCGCUCCUAUGGGUGUGUCAGUUAUUUCUGACAACGAAUACACAGGUCCAUUGGCUGUUGGAGGUCAACUCCCUUUCUUAGGCACAGUAGAAUUGGAAGGCGCUCUCCCAACCGCCGGCUCUGGUGCCGUUUCAUACGGCUGCGGCAAUGGAAAUGUAGGCAUGAUCAGCGAAGAUAUAAUGCCCACACCUGAAAUGGCAUACGCCAACGGUUUCGGGCCCGGUUUCGGACCUGGUUUCGGUCCCGGCUUCGGAUACGGCCCUGGAUUUGCCGGACCCAACUACGGUUUGGGACCUGCUGGUUUGGGACCUGCCGGUUUGGGUUUGAAUGGUCUUAACAGAUGUGAAGCAAUUUAA